AUGGAUGACUCGCUCUUAUAUGAGAAUCCAAUUCUUCACAACACAUACAAUGCCAGUCGACCACUGAAGGACUGGUUGGUGAACAACACCACUCUUUACGGCAAAAGAGUACCUGAACUGCAAUAUUAUGGGGACAGGAGUUGGGAAAUGAGUGAUUUGACGAACGGUAGUGAAUAUGUCAUCAAUAUGUUGGCCAACGAUAGCAAUGCCUACAACUCGACGCUGAGAUCCAUUCUGGAGGCGACGACAGCCUUCAACGCCAGCACUGAGGAGCCUCUGGAGUGGUGGCGCUCGUGGGAUAGGACUCCCUAUCCCAGCGUCGUCGGAAAUAUGUUAGUUUGUAUAGCAAUUGCCACCGAAAAGUCACUAAAACCCGUUCAAAACUGGUUCAUCGCAUCCCUGGCCGUCUCGGACUUCCUUUUGGGUCUCGUCAUAAUGCCCUUCUCAUUGGCCAGGGAGUUGAUGGGCUACUGGAUGUUUGGCAGGGUUUGGUGCGACAUUUGGUUGGCGUUGGAUGUGCUGCUGUGCACGGCUUCCAUAAAUAACUUAUUUAUGAUAAGUCUGGACAGGUAUUGGUCGAUAACACAAGCCGUUAAAUAUUUAAAAAAGCGGACGCCUUCUCGGGCGGCACUUAUGAUCGCAUUCGUGUGGAUACUGUCGGCCGUUGUCUCUCUGCCACCUCUGGUCGGGUGGAAGAAACCAGAAAUGCUUGUCUCACAUGAGUUCCCGCAAUGCAAUGUCAGUGAAGACGUCGGUUACGUCCUGUAUUCGUCGAUCGGAUCGUUUUACUUCCCGGCCUUUAUGAUGGUCUUUGUCUACGCGCGCAUCUUCGUGGCCGCCCGUUCCCGCGCCCGACGCCAUAUCCAACAGAAGCGCCUUCAGAUCCAGGCGGAGGUGACGGCCGACCCGGCGAAGGAGAAAUCCACGACAACCACUACCUGUACGAGUCUAAGCAAUCCCAGUCCACCCGAUCUAACCGAUCCAAAUAAUGAAGGUGGAGAUGAUGGAGUUGCUGGUUAUAAACCAUAUACACCAGAAUCUUCACCCAUACCUCUCUCUUUGCAAACAGGGUCUCAGCCGCUGUCUCAGCCACAGAUCGGAGCGCUGGUGCACCGGACGGGUGCCGUCGCCUCUCCCACGGCUUGUUCUCCGCCACAGAUUGUGGUCGAAGCCAUCGCCGAAUCGCACUCAUCGCCCACUAAAGACAUUGCAAUCAUUUCCAAUAACUACGAGUCGACGCCCACACCCGUGGAUGUGGUGGUGGACAACGAGUGUGAAGUGAGGUUCAAGUGCUUAAAACAGACCAAAUGUUCGCCGGAUGUGCACCCGAAGCGAACGCCACCCAAACUGACUAUAGUAUUGCCCGACAGUAAUGGUCCGCCAAAAGCAUCCAUACCUCAGACCAAACAAAACGGUUCGGCCGUUAAGACCACUGAAACGCGGUUCAUAUCCACUGACGAGGACUCGGAUGCCAUUGAGUCCCCUCUGAGUCGCGACACUAUAACCCACGAAUCAAAAACCUUUUUAAGUGCUCCCAAACUGUUGAGAUCCAGUAAUUAUGGGUCGACACUGAGUAUCGCAGACUAUGACGACUCAGACAUGUGUUUGGAUAAUGACAUCGAGAAUAGUGACGAUAAUGUGAAGCCCAAGAAGGGGGCGAAGGGAGGCAAAGGAGUGCAGUACCGGAACCCUCCGGUCACUGGUAUGAGGAGUACGACGUCCGACGCCGAGCGCCACAAACGCAAGAUAGCAAAGGCCAGGGAGAGAAGGGCUACACUAAUACUCGGCCUAAUUAUGGCCGCAUUCAUCACCGCUUGGCUGCCUUUCUUCGUACUCUAUCUCUUGGCAGCGCUCUGUCAACAAUGCAAAGACGCCAUCCCUUCCGGUUAUUUCGCUGUAGCCUUUUGGCUCGGAUACUGCAAUUCAGGUCAGUUCAGCUUCUCAUCAUCUACCAGUCCCUUACCAUUCCCAGCGCUUAUUGUUAUUAAUUAUUCUCAUAAUUAA
This is a messenger RNA of Oppiella nova, 2004 nucleotides long. Lineage: Eukaryota; Metazoa; Arthropoda; Arachnida; Sarcoptiformes; Oppiidae. The record is from the annotation of a GenBank genome assembly.